CAACGCUUCCCUGUGGGUGAAGCGCUCCAUAGAGAUACGCCUCACUAAAAGAGGCAGAGACAGAGACAGAAUCUGACAGGUAUCAGGAAAGCAUCCCUGCAUCUAGCCCUACACACCAAGUCCUUCUUCCCCCAGGACAUGCCACCUAAGACCAAAGGAAAAAAGAGAAAAACUGGGGAAUGGAAGAAAAAAAAGAACUCGGAUGCUGAUGUGGAGGCCGAGGCCAAGCACAGGCUGGUGCUUCUGGAGAAGGAGCUGCUCCAAGACCACUUGGGUGAGAAGGCUAUAUGGAAGGAUGAGGCUCGCCGAGCCAAAGCGUCUGAAAACCAGCUGAAGCAGAGGUUGCAAGGAUUGGCAGCUGAACUGGAAGGGGCCCGAAGUGAAGGGAAGGCCAUAUUCGCAGAGAUGAACCGCCAGCACCGCGCCCUGCAGGUAGAGAUGGAGGCCCGCAGCAAACACCUGGAGGGGGAAGUGAGGAGCCUUCAGGAGCAGCUAGAAACCUGCCAGAGAGAGGCUGAGGCUUCAAGGAAAGAGGCUGAGCAAGCCCUUGGAGAGAAAGACCGGACGCUGGCUCAGCUUCGGGCCCAUGUGACAGAAAUGGAGACCAAAUAUGAGGAAAUCUUAGAUGGCAGCCUGGACCUGCUCUUGGCCAAGCUGCGAGCCAUCAAGCCUCAGUGGGAUGAGACCGCACUGAGACUCCACACCAGGCACAAGGAGCUGCUGUGCCAGUUUGGCCUCAACCCCCUGGAUCUUUGAGGCUGCUGACCUUUAGUUUCCAAGGCCCAGCAAUAAAGUAUG
Fukomys damarensis (Damara mole-rat) is the source of this 798-nucleotide messenger RNA. It is a transcript of the gene Drc12, whose product is annotated as coiled-coil domain containing 153. Gene Ontology annotation, cellular component: HAUS complex. The transcript has 7 exons. Lineage: Eukaryota; Metazoa; Chordata; Mammalia; Rodentia; Bathyergidae. Bases 139 to 756 code for a protein of 205 amino acids. Gene Ontology annotation, biological process: spindle assembly. The record is from RefSeq and is a predicted model, not a curated record.